AUGAACUCCGAAGCUACCCUUGCGCAUGACGAAGAACCGCAUGAGGCAGGAUGCCCAUCGCCCCACAAGGGUCCCCAGAGAAACGAGGAAGCUUUUGUGGCAAGCAGCACCCCAACCGACGAUGGCAACCAUCGACCAACCCGCAAGGGCAAUCGUGCUGUUCAUCAAGUUCAGUCUCGCUACAUGGACAUCGAACGCAGCACCAACUACGUUCGGAAUCGAAACGAGCAGCUGAAGCGGCGCCGCGAAUUGGAAAAACGCAACAGCGACCGUGCUAUCGAACGUAUGCAGCAGACACGAGCCACGUCAGCUCUCAAGGACAACCAAGAGCAGAUCUACCGCAAGUGGCUGCAAGACAGCAAUGCAGACGCGCACCGUCUUCAAAAUCCAGCGAAAGAUGCAUUGCUCCGAAUCAAACCUUCGUUGGUCAAGUCGGUAUCGUCCAAGGCAGCGUAA
This is a messenger RNA of Aphanomyces invadans, 456 nucleotides long. RefSeq lists its product as hypothetical. The record is from RefSeq and is a predicted model, not a curated record. NCBI's taxonomy places the organism in Eukaryota, Oomycota, Saprolegniomycetes, Saprolegniales, Verrucalvaceae. The transcript has a single exon. The coding region runs from base 1 to 456 and encodes 151 amino acids.